AUGCUUCACGACCGACGCCUGGUGCUGCUGGCCCUGCUGGGCUCUUGUCUCGCUCAGAACAACACAGGAAAUCACAAUUUUCAGUACGUGGAUCCGCUCAUCGGAUCAUACAAUGGAGGCAAUGUAUUCGCAGGAGCUUCUCUACCAUUCGGAAUGGCAAAAGCAGUGGCCGAUGUGUCAGGCCAAAACACCGCGGGCUGGUCGUACGACUACUCUAACGUAACGGGGUUUUCAGCACUGCACGAUUCUGGGACCGGCGGACAGCCAUCAAUGGGUAACUUCCCCAUCUCCGUGCAGCCCGAAUGCGGUGGUGACUCUAUCAAUGGCUGCACAUUUGGCACAAAGUACGGCAGAGCCGUCAACUACCGCAAUGGCUCGAUCAAAGCUCACCCCGGAUACUUCUCGCUCGGCCUUACGAAUGGCGUCGAUGCUGAAAUGACUGUGACAGAACACACUGCUUUGUACAACUUCCACUUUGGCCGCAACGUAUCAAGCCCGUUAUUCCUCUUGGACUUGACGGAUCUGCAAGACAGCCGACAGAAUGCAACCGUCAGUGUGGACCCAAACACAGGCAGAAUCAAGGGCAAUGGCACAUUCUUGCCCAGUUUCGGAGUGGGCUCGUACCAGUCAUACUUCUGUGCAGACUUCAAGGGCGCUUCCAUUCGGGAUUCUGGUAUCUGGGUGAACGAGCGCGCAGGAACCGAUCAAAAGCAUUUAUUCGUCAACCGCGGCUACAGCCUGUUCUACAUCCAAGCAGGCGGCUUCGUUCGAUUCCGUAAACCCUCGAAUGGGACAGUCCAAGCUCGCAUGGGCGUGAGCUUCCUGAGCACUGACCAGGCAUGCCAAAACGCAGAGCAAGAGAUCCCACACUGGAAUUUUAACAAGGUCAAGGCCGAUGCAGAGACGGCGUGGAAGCAAAGACUAGACGGCGUAGUCGUUCAACCAGGCGGCGUCUCUGAUGCCAUGCAGAAGACAUUCUUCACCGGUAUCUACAGGACCAUGAUCUCGCCGCAGAACUACUCUGGCGAGAACCCGCUCUGGCAAAGUUCAGAACCAUACUUCGACUCCUUCUACUGCAUCUGGGAUUCCUUCCGCACAACCUUCCCCUUCCUCACAAUCUCCCAACCAGAUGCCUUGGCACAAAUGGUCCGUAGCUUGAUCGAUACCUACACUCACCUCGGCUGGCUCCCCGACUGCCGCAUGCAGUUCUGCAAAGGCUUCUCACAAGGUGGUUCCAACGCAGACGUCGUCAUCGGAGACGCCUACGUCAAGAACCUCUCCGGCAUCGACUGGAACCAAGCCUACCGCGCGGUCGUCAACGACGCCGAAAACGAGCCCUUCGACUGGGGCGUCAACGGCCGCGGCGGCCUACAAUCCUGGAAACGACUCGGCUACAUCCCCGUCAACGACUACGACUACCUAGGCUUCGGCCCAGCCUUCCACAGCGUCUCCCGCUCCCUCGAAUACGCCUACAACGACUUCUGCAUCGCCGAAAUGGCGCACGGCCUCAACCACCCCACCGACUACGAAAAAUACCUCACCCGCAGCGCCAACUGGCUCAACCUCUACAAACCCAACCAAACCUCCUUCUACCCCAACGGCACCUCGACGGGCAACUUCACGGGCUUCUUCCAACCCCGCAACCUCAACGGCACCUGGUCCUACCAAUCCCCCUUCGCCUGCUCGCCCCUCGACACCAUCUUCUGCUCCUACUCCUCCAACCCGACCGAAACCUUCGAAUCCUCCAUCUGGGAAUACCAAUUCUACGUGCCCCAAGACCAAGCCACGCUCAUCAGCACCCUCGGCGGUCCCGCCGCUUUCAUAAAACGUCUCGACUACCUGCACGACUCCGGCCUCCUCGACAUUGGCAACGAACCCAGCGAACUGACCUGUUUCCAAUACCACUACGCCGGCCGCCCCGGGCUCUCCUCGAAGCGUCUGAGGACGUACAUCCCCUCGCACUUCAACGCCUCCAUCAACGGCCUCCCCGGCAACGACGACUCCGCGCCUCCGGCUCCUUCUUGGCCUUCGCCAUGUCCGGCCUCUUCCCCCUACACGCACCCGGAGACUGGUAAGACCGCCACGAUCAAGAACGUGAAUUUCAAAACGGGCGACGCAAGCAGGAUUUAUGUGCAGAGUGCGCGGUUGGAUGGGGAGGUGUAUAAUCGAAGUUGGGUCACGCAUGAGUUUUUCACGGGAGGGGGGGUUUUGGAGUUAGUGUUGGGAGAUGAGGAGGGGGACUGGGGAAGGAUGGAGGAGGAUUUGCCGCCUAGUUUGGGGGCUGGGCAUAACUAUCAUCCUUAUGCGUGA
This is a messenger RNA of Zasmidium cellare ATCC 36951, 2310 nucleotides long. Its product is annotated as glycoside hydrolase family 92 protein. The record is from RefSeq and is a predicted model, not a curated record. Lineage: Eukaryota; Fungi; Ascomycota; Dothideomycetes; Mycosphaerellales; Mycosphaerellaceae. Gene Ontology annotation, molecular function: peptide-N4-(N-acetyl-beta-glucosaminyl)asparagine amidase activity; carbohydrate binding. Gene Ontology annotation, cellular component: nucleus; cytosol. Gene Ontology annotation, biological process: protein quality control for misfolded or incompletely synthesized proteins; carbohydrate metabolic process; protein deglycosylation. The transcript has 2 exons. Bases 1 to 2310 code for a protein of 769 amino acids.